Oikopleura dioica is the source of this 1602-nucleotide messenger RNA. The record is from the annotation of a GenBank genome assembly. NCBI's taxonomy places the organism in Eukaryota, Metazoa, Chordata, Appendicularia, Copelata, Oikopleuridae.
AUGGAAAAGUCUUGGCGAGCGCUGCCUUGUCAUUUUCCAGAACUGAACUGCAUCGUUGAAUCUGACUUACGAAAACUGUGCCAAUUGGAAGAGCUCUACAGCGUGUACGUGGAACAGACGUUGAAGUUCGCGAAAACGUUUCUGACUCGUCUGGACUCGCUCGUCGGGCAAGACGCUCAAGGGUUCCUCUCCUGGGCGCGCCAGUGGGGGUCCCUCAAGAAAAACUCGAAGAACGGGUCUAAGACCAAAAAGCAGGAGGGAUUCCUUGAGAAAACCUAUGACAGCUUCAUUCUCUUUGCCCGAAAAGAAAUCGACGCUAGAACUCAACUUUCGACAACUCUGGAGAAAAAUGUCAUCAAAACAAUUCAUAAAACGAAAACGGCGAUCAAAGAAAGAAACGAAAAAUUCAUCAAGGAUCACAAUAUUCAAGCGGCUAGAAGAAUCAAGGCUGAAGAAAAGCUAGAGUUUUACUUCAACGAAUACAAGAAAACUCACGAAGCGCUGAUGAAAUUUGAUAAGAACAAUAAAAAAGGGUCGAAAUUACCAUUUUUUAUGAAAAUUCUAAAGUCGAAAUGGAUCUUUCUUUUGACCCUUGAAAGACCAAAAAAGUCUGGAAAAGGGGUCCUGAGUAAAGAAGAAAGAAUCGCCCGAGAAAGAAAAUACAAAGUUUCGAGCAUGGAAACGGCUGAAAACGAUUACACAGACAUGGUGAAUGAUUUCAACAUCGAGCAGCAAAACUCGUUCGAGGACUACCUCCCACGAAUUUGCUCUAAUCUCGAAGAUCUCCACGAAGACCUUCUGAAAAGAGUCAAUCAGAUUCAGCUCAAUGCCAAAGACUCUCUCACGGAGAGCGUUCGUCUGGUGUCUGCGGCUUGUGGCUGCGUGUGCUACCACGAUAAGGACUCUUUCCCAGACGUCAUCUCCGCCGAACACCGGCUUAUCAUCGAUAACGUAAAGAAGGAUCACCCACGGAGCAUUCCAGCCGAUAAGCAGCCCAAAAUGUUUCUCAAUUCGAAAAACGGGUCAGUCUCGACUGGAUCUUCUUCCAGAACAAAACCGGAGCCGCAAACCAACUUUACAUCCCCGGCCGCCUCGGAAAAGUUCAAACACAAUCCUCACAUACGAAUAAGUCCAAGACCUUCUCAAUCACCGCCCAGUCCUGUCAAGGCGCCAGAUGAGCCAUACGACCCGAAUAAGUUAGAAACAGGAAGUUUGGCAGAUUCUUUUGUCUCUGAACUGGAAUCUCUUCACCUGUACGAAAAAAUCGAGCCGGCACUAUCAAACUCUGAGCCUUCUCCGGAUGAUGAGAUAAAUGCCAAUAAAAAACGUGAACCCAAAUCGGGACGAAUGCUUUACGACUUUGACGGCACUGAUUCAAAUGGCAACGACUUUCCUGAUGCUGUCAAGUGCAAGAAAGGAGAUCUACUGGAAGUGCUAGAGGAUAGCUCGAAUGAAAACUGGAGCAAGGUGAAAAUCAUCAGCUCGCAGAACGUCGGAUUCGUACCUACUCAAUUCUUGGCAAUAACUCCUCCGAAAAACGAAGAUUCAGAAUCUGCGAAACACGUACUAAAAGAUUCGAAAACUGAACGUCUUGUUGAAUAA